Molecule: messenger RNA, 1307 nt
Organism: Entelurus aequoreus (snake pipefish)
Lineage: Eukaryota; Metazoa; Chordata; Actinopteri; Syngnathiformes; Syngnathidae
Gene: tmem129
Product: transmembrane protein 129, E3 ubiquitin protein ligase
Exons: 7
Coding region: 79-1173 (364 amino acids)
Biological process (GO): protein ubiquitination
Cellular component (GO): membrane; endoplasmic reticulum
Molecular function (GO): ubiquitin protein ligase activity
Source: RefSeq, a predicted model, not a curated record
UCCACAUAAUUGCACAACGAAUAAGUAUAUAAGCAGGAAGUAGAGCAACUUGUUUUGAAUCUUUUACCUGAACAAAAUAUGGAGAGUCCGGAGUUAACGUUUACUUUAGCCUACACUGUUUUCUCUCUCUGCUUUGUUUUUACGCCCAACGAGUUCCGUUCGGCAGGUUUGACGAUCCAGAACUUAUUUUCUUCCUGGUUAGGAAGUGAGGACGUGGGAUUUGUACAAUAUCAUGUCAGGAGGAGCAGCCUCACUCUUCUGGUCCACUCGGCACUGCCACUAGGUUACUACCUGGGCAUGUGUAUCGCUGCUCCAGAGAAACAUCUGACAUAUGUUCACCAGUUGAGUGACAACUGGAGAAUGUUCCUUAGUCUCUCCGUGUGCCUCCUGCUGGGCAGCUGGACGCUCAUCUUCUACUGGUCCCGCCAUCACUGGUACAACCAUCCGAUGAGCAGAGCUCUGCAGGCCCAUGUGCAGCCGCCUCACUCAAACUGGGGCUCAGUGGCCAGAAGCAUCAACACAGAGUUCAGACGUAUCGAUAAGUUUGCCACUGGGGCACCUGGAGCCAGAGUUAUUGUCACAGACAGCUGGGUGUUAAAGGUGACCACCUAUCAUGUGUACAUGGCUGCACAGAGUGACUGUCAUGUGACUGUGACCGAGUCCAUUCAGCACCAGCUGAGCCCCGACUCAUCCUCGCCCUUACAGCUGCUAACAUUGAGGGUGCACAGCACCAACCCUGCUGUGGGACCCUUUGAUAUCAGGUUGAACUCCACAGAGUAUGCAGAGCUCAGGGAGAAGCUCCACGCUCCCAUCAGGAACUCAGCAAAUGUAGUUAUUCACCGAACCAUUAGCGAACUUUUCCUAGAAACAUUCCGGACUCAGGUGGAGCUCAACCAGCCUUACUCACUCCCUAGUGGACAGGAUUUGGAGCCUUGUAUUGGCUGUAUGCAGGUUCAAGCAAAUACCAAGCUCAUCAGACUCUGCUCUGAAGAAGGAGCUCAUUCAGAGUGCGAGCAGUGUUUCUGCAGACCCAUGUGGUGUUUGUCCUGUUUGGGUCGGUGGUUUGCCAGCCGCCAAGACCAGCAAAGACCUGAGACCUGGUUGUCCAGCGUAGUCCCCUGUCCCACAUGUAGAGCCAAAUUCUGUAUACUGGAUGUGUGUGUGGUACGCUGACACACAUCAUCGCUAUGAAAUGAACGCUGGUCUUAACAUAUUAUUCUGUUGUCUGAAAGCAUCACCAUAUGUUUAUGGCCUGGUAAGAAGUUUUUUAUUGUUUAUAUUCCCCUGUUAAAUGGUUGUUGCCUCUG